AUCAGUCUUGUGCUCGCUCGGCUCCCGUGGCUGUCGUUGCCCGUAGCCGCGCUCGCGUUUCGAAAAUAUAUAUACUCAGCGAGGGAGGGAGUGCUUCUACAGUGUGCAUAUUCGUGCGCGCGAGAUAGAACGAGUUCUAUACACACACACAUAUAUAUAUAUAUACACGACGCGUGUGCCAGUGCUGUGUACUGCUGCGAAUACUUGCAGGCCGUUAUUAUCUUUCGCGAGUGUGUCUUUUCUCUCGAGAUCAUCUUCUCUCGGCGCAUAUCAUCGACGACUCUACGGUCCGUGUGUAUAACAGCGCGAGUGACGACGGUGUGCCUUCGCAGCAGGAGUCCUGGGCUCUGGUGUACCUACUAAUAUACCUGCCAAGGGGGACACACGAGGCUGCAUCGGUCUCUGCGGCGUCGAGAAGGAGAGGGAGAGAGAAAGAGAGCCCAGGUCCGCUUUUUCGGAGAACUGGGAAAUGAGCGGCGGAGGACCGAUGCAGGUUCGAUAACGAGGCCAGUGGAGGAGCCGCGUGUCCGCAGUAGAGCUGGACAGUGGAGUUGACAGAGGCUCGGCAGAGAGAUGGCGUCGAGCAACGGAACAUCAGCUGCGAGCGAACAGCAGCAGCAGCAGCAGCAGCAGCAGGUGCCGCAAUUGCCACCGGUGGCCGUUGGCCACAAGCGCAAUGGCUCGAGCUCGAGCAUGUUCGUCGGGCACAGGAGAAGCGAGUCCAGUGGCGCUGGUAUCGGAGCCGGCUUCAUGGGACACAAGAGAUCCGAGAGUGGGCAUCGGCGCACCGAGAGUAUCUCCAGUCCCUUUGGACACAAGCGAUCCGAGAGCGGACACAAGCCUACUGUUGACAGCAUUUUUGGCCACAAGAGGUCGGAAUCCGGCAGCAACUACCACGCAGGUCACCGGCGCAACGAGAGCAUGUAUGCGUUGACAGGCCUGUACGCAGAGAGCGGAGUCAAUUCGGGCGGCGAGCAAAACGAGGGCCAUGACUCUUCUGGCGAACAGCCGAGUAGCAGCGGUAGGCUCACCUGCGACACCGUCAUCCGCUGCCACAGUCGUAACCCCAGCUCCGGACUCGUCGACCACAGAGAUUUUAUCAUCAAGUGUCACAGCAGAAAUCCAAGUGCUUCCAUGGUAGUUGACAGGCCGGAAAAGGAACGAGCCCAGACGCCGCCUAUCAACCCGGACUCCAAGGACUGCGGUAUACUCACCUGCAGACCUGCCUUUAUCCAGAGGUUCGCCGGUAUUAAGGUGUUCGUGUUCCUUCUGUCGUUCCUCGUUACGCUGCAGCAGGCCCUUAGUUCGGGUUACAUAAACUCCGUCAUCACGACCAUCGAGAAGAGGUUCGAGAUACCCUCGAGUCUGUCCGGCCUCAUAGCGAGCUCCUACGAAAUAGGCAAUGUCAUCACGGUCAUCUUUGUUAGUUAUCUCGGCAGUCGCAGGCACAUUCCAGUCUGGAUCGCCAUCGGCGCCGUGAUCAUGGGACUCGGCUCGAUGAUAUUCAUGGUGCCACACUUCACGGCUGAGCCGAAUCUCACUACGAACGCCAAUAAUUCCAGUUCCGAUAACAUCUGCCGUGGAAUAUCCUUGCGAGAGCAAGAUAUGGGUUUGGGCCGACUGUCGACGGGGCUGUCGUCACCGCCGCUGGCACCACACAACAAUUUGAGAGGAGACAACUGCAUACAGGGCUCUCCGUCGACUGCUGGUCCAGUCAUGCUCUUUGUACUAGCUCAGCUUCUGCUGGGCUGCGGAGGUUCGCCUUUGUUUACGCUCGGCACUACGUACAUAGACGAUCACGUGAGGCCCGAGAGCGCUUCACUGUAUAUCGGAUGCAUGUACAGCAUGGCCGCGUUCGGUCCGGUUCUGGGAUUUCUGUUGGGCGCGUAUCUGCUGUCGUUCCACAUGGAUUCGUUCUCGAGCACGAUAAUCAGCAUCGAUCCAGGAGAUCACCGGUGGGUCGGAAUGUGGUGGGGCGGAUUUCUGCUCUGCGGAUUGCUUCUCAUAUUGGUGGCCAUCCCGUUCUUCAGUUUCCCGAAAACUCUGCAAAGAGAAAAGGAAAAGAUCAGGAUAAUCGAGAAAAGCAAGCCACCGACGAACAAAGAGAAAGAUCAGGGCAAGGAGCCCAAAAAGUCCCAGAUGUCCGACGACACGGGCUAUGGAAAGGAUGUGAAGGACAUUCCGCGGAGCAUGUGGCGACUGGUGUGCAAUCCGGUGUACGUGGUAACGUGUCUCGGUGCCUGUAUGGAGCUCGUGAUCGUCUCAGGCUUCGUGGUCUUCCUGCCUAAAUACCUGGAGACGCAGUUCAGCCUGGGCAAGAGUCAAGCCUCGAUCUUCACCGGUUCGAUAGCCAUUCCGGGCGCGUGCAUAGGAAUAUUUUUCGGCGGCUGUCUGCUCAAGCGACUCGAGCUUAGACCGAAGGGCGCCGUACAGUUCGUCCUCGUGUCCAACGUCAUAUGCCUCGUGUGCUACGGAUUGCUAUUCUUCCUCGGCUGCGACAACGUCAAGAUGGCCGGGACGACCAUUCCUUACUUCAACAGUAGCAGCAAGGGCCCCGAACCCUUUCAGGUUAACCUCACUGCCGCCUGCAACUUUGGUUGCGAGUGCCGUAUGACGGACGUCGAGCCAGUUUGCGGCAACAACGGCCUCACGUACUUUAGCCCCUGUCAUGCCGGCUGCACUGCCUUUAGCUCCAAGUCCAACUUUACCAACUGUGCUUGUAUACACGGCAACUUGACCGUCGUCCCGCCAGCAGCCCCCGAAUUCGCUGAAGUAACAGUGGUGCCUGUUGCUACGGCUGGUCCAUGCACAUCACCCUGUAAAACGAUAUUUCCAUUUUUAAUUUUACUGUUCUUCAUGACGUUCGUCGUGGCAGUUACGCAGAUGCCACUUCUUAUGAUAGUUUUAAGGUCCGUGUCGGAGGAAGAAAGAUCUUUUGCUUUGGGAAUGCAAUUCGUAAUAUUUCGACUGUUUGGCUAUAUUCCCGCGCCAAUUUUGUUUGGAAACCUCAUCGAUUCUACGUGUUUGCUGUGGAAGAGCACUUGCGGCGAAAAGGGUGGUCGCUGUCUUCUCUACGAUAUCGAACAGUUUCGAUACAGGUACGUUGGACUGUGCUGUGGUAUAAAGAUUUUGGCGUUGGCCCUGUUCCUCGUCGACUGGUGGCUAGUGAGAAGAAGAAAGCAACUUGAGGAUCAGAUGCCGUCAAUGACCGUGAACGAACUCGUUGGAUCCAUAAUUAGUCUCGAUAAACUGUUUGAAGAAAAACCUCACCAUCCACACGCGCACGAGGGUGAACACACAAAUCUGCCAAACUCCGAGGUUCCUACGCCGUCGUCGAUAAUCUCGUCUCCCACAGAGGCGACCAAGUCCACAAAUCUCGAGGAAACCGAAUCACUAGCGACGACGCGCGCCUCCCAGGAUUCCAAGAGCGUCCCAGACGUCUCCGACACCAGGCAAUCGCUCCUGGCUGAGCCCGAGCCCGACGUCAUCACUAAGCCGCCCUCGAUCGCCGCCGAUAGUCUCAACCGAAAGGUUUAAUGUUACUGACUUCUUUCAUCUGCUCCAUUAUACGUGAAACGAUUCGAGAGACUCCGACGCGCCUCUAUUUUUAUUCUCAUACACGUCCACUUGACUGUACGUAAGUGCGAGUCCACUCUAUCAAUUUAAACAAAUAAUGUACAUAUCCUCAGUUCACGUCGGUGAAUUUACUUUAAAUGCCUCACGAGCGUGCGAGCAACACGAUGAACAAACAAAAUAUAUAUCACUAGGCAAUACGGUUUUGUUUUUCACGAAAGUUGAGGGAAGAAACUACUCGGUAGUAUAAUGGUCUAUAUCCGACGCCGUAAGAUGCGCGCGGAGAAGUGAACAUUUCGCCUCGUCCGACUCGAAACUCCGGCGAGUCAAGCCUUGCGGGAGCGAAAUGAACAAUACAUAACUGUAAAUACAUAACUGAAGAUAAAGAAACUCCUGCCUUAAUGAAAGAUGUAAGACUAGACGAACUUAUAUGAUGUAAAGUUUAAUAGAUUAAGACGACGGAGCUAACGAUUUAAAUUACUCGUAGACUCAUUGCAACACUAACGUCUUGAUAAAAAAAAAAACAACUAACAAAAACUAAACUAUUUUUCUUCUCUUCUUUUCUUUGCUUUCUUUAACAGGAGACGUAGAUUUCUAAAAAAAAAUGAAAAAAAAAUUAGUCAAUAUAGCGUAGUCGAGAUAAUAAUAACAAUUACUAGAAUUUACAUGUAUACCGAUAAAUAAUGUAACUGGGCAGAACAACUUGUAAAAUAAUUUUCAUUAUACACUUCCUUUCUUUGUAACAAAGCCAGUUGAUUGCUGAAUUUUUUGAAGUUCAUCCAUAAGAAGCCAUGCAAAGCUCCUAUUGAUUAUCAAUGAAGUUAUUCUUCGUUUAGAAGUAAGAUAAAUAAUUUACGAGCUUCUGUACAGGACUGAGGGACUUGUAGAGUGUGUCAGAGUUUAAGAAAGAUCCAAGGUACAGCAGUACUUCGAAGCACGAAAUAUGAUCCCACUACGAACUGAAAGUCAAUGAUGUAACAUAUUCAAAAGCUUAACGAGCUUUGAUGCUGUCGUUGAAACGCGAGAUCUAAUCUACUAGUUUUCUACCUAAACAUCACUUUGAUUGAGUUUUAAUAACAAAUAUUACAUUACGAUACUUGUGACUUAAAUGGUUCUUUUUUACACGGCGCAGUAAGCACCCGAGCAUAGCGAGGGCGCUAAGCGCCGUGUAAAACUGAACCAUUUAAAUCAAGAGUAUCGUAUAAAAUUUUAUAGCACAGACUACUAAAAUCCGCAAGUCUCGCCUAUUCGUGACUAAAGUAAUCCUUAUUUGCACCGUGAGGUUGAAGUAGUCCUUAUUCGCACCGUGAUACACACGGUGCAAAAAAGGACUACUUUAGUCACAGAUAGGCGUGACUUAACAGCGGAUUUUAGCCACACUGUGUUAUAAACUAUAUUAACUUGCUCAGGUAUACAAAAAAAGUACUGGUGAUAAAAAUAAGGUGAAAAUUUUAUUGUUCUCUAACUCUAGAAGCCUAAUUGUUGUCAAGGUCUUUGCUUCUAGAUCGAAGAGCACGUUAAAUUUGUACUUGAAAUAUACUCGAAAUUGGAUAUUGUUAAAAUUAUCGCCGUUUGUUUUUCACACUCGAUUGUUCAAAUAUCACAGUUAUGAAUUAUACGACUUUCGGCAAUAUUGUAUUUUUGUGACAUGCACUGCUGAAACCUUUCAUAGUCCUUCGAUACGAAUCCGUUGAACAAGUAGACUGUACACGUACACGGCACUAUAGCCCUUGUGGACUUUCCCUCUUCGAGUAUCGAACCUUAGCCGCUUGGCCUUUUUACUGUCAAUUUCUCAGCUAGCACUCGUUAGCGCAAUAUAAGCGAUUAUUUUUAGGAUAAUUUUUCAGUCCGCUUUAGGGCUAGAGACUUGGCCUUCUUUGAAUUCAAUCGUCGAUGGAUAAAAUUACAAACGGGCGCUGUUAAAUGUUUCAACGAAAGAUUUGUUUUAAUCGUAGUUUAACGAUAUUUGUGCAAUUUCUCUCUGUUAGUCGUGAUUUCUGCUAAUCUUCGCUGUUUGUUAUCAAAUAUUUGAAAAGUGUAAAUAUUUUAAUAUUUUAUUUUGUUAAUAAUUGUAUGUGAUAAGGUCAAUAUCAGAAGAUAAAUUUGCAGAAGAAUGCAAUCGUUUGAAUUUGUUUUUUUUUUAAACUCGAUUAAAGCAUAGAAAAAGUCUAUGAAAAAGACGAUAGAAUUUAAAGCAGGGUAUAGAAUAUGAACAAGAAAAAAUAUAUAUAAAAAAGUGUGCUGUGAAUAGGUGGAAAUUACACGACGACUAAUCAAAUUGAAUUAAAACACGAUGUUUUAAUGCGUCGUUUAAACGAUUGUCGACGGUCAAUAUACAUAAAAUAGUUGAUUGAUAAAAUACUAAAUCUAUUAUAUAUCCAGAGCUAUGCUGCGUAUGUACAUAAAUAGUUGUAUAAAGUAUAAACUGAAUUUAUAUGCAUAUACUGUAAAAAAGAGAUGCGAAAUAAUGAGAUUGUUGUUGGGAAUCGAUGUUUUUCCGAUUUUUACUGUAUCAUGUGUCUGAGACUGUCUCGGACUCGAUGGAUAAUGUCUAGUGGUCCUCGUAGUAGAAGAAAUUUGUGAAUCUCGGCUUACGAGUAGUUCACCCAACGUAUCGACUAUGUUACUUAAAUACUCGUUUAUUCAAAAGCCUUGUUUUAUUCUCAUUUUUCUUAAAAUUACUUUAUCUUACUAGCGCUACGGUUUAUUGUACGUCCUAUCGAUGUAUGCGUAUUUUUUAUCAUUAUUAUUAUGAAUAUUAAUACAUAAUUAUUAUCACUAUUAUUACUAUGAUUAUCAUCAUUACUAUUAUUUUACUAUUUCAGUUGUGCACAAUAUUGAAUUAUGCAUUACUCCGAUAGAUAAUUUAGGGUAGUAAAAGUGCAGUGUGAUGUUAUACUGAUGUUUUUUGAAUACAGUUAUUGUGUGUAACAUUCCCUGGCUGAUAUGCAAGUGAAAGCAAAGCGAUGAGAUUGUUUGUAAAAAGAAAUUACGUUUGCGAUCAAUGCGAGCAAGCAAAGCAAGAUUAUAAAAGGAUGAAAAUGUUAUGUACAUAUAUACACAAUGUAUAAACUGCUUAUAGAUGUAAUGUAUUUUUUGUAGGGACCAUAAUGUUUAAGCAAAGCACGAGAUGCAAUGAUGUUACGUAUGAGAAACUCUUAUUGGUAAUUGGAUUUGUGGCUUACACAAUGUUAUCUUUGAUGAUUAUGCGAAGGCAAUAUCUGCGAGUUGAGCGUAUAAUAUACUCCGAAGUUCCUGAAAUUUGCCAGCGUAAUAAGGAGUUAUGAGAGCAUUACAUGCUGUUUUUACGACACAAAGAAAUUUUAUGAUUUCAGGAACUAUUUUUUGGCUAUUUAUUUUCUCUUUUUUUAUCUAAAGGAAAAACAUAAUAGAUUGGCACAGCUCGAAUCAAGUUAAAUCGGCGAACUUUUUAACGUUUUACCUUGAAGUUUAAUAAUUCGGCUUAUAUAUUCGUACUCUUUGAAAGAGAUGUUAUCUCAGUUUUCUUAGAUUAUUCCAAAUCAAAUAACGCUACGAUAAAUACUAAAAAUAAAGAUUCUAACAAUCAUAUUGUAAAUCAAGCUUUGUUUAACUAACGAAAUGAUUAUCUCAAAAUAAAAAAAUCGCACCAGAAUUUCUUGGGCAUAGUAUACGAAAACAAAAAUUCCAGUCGACUCUCCGCUACACUUCGAAGUGAGCAAUUUUGUAAAGAGUGCACGCGGAAUUUUCGUAUAAAAACUAUUUCGUAUCAAGAUAAUGCCUCUAUACUACCGCAUACACAUACAAGAACGAGAGAGAGAGAGAGAGAGAGUUAGGUUCUAGAGAACGGAAAGCGCGAGAGGAGCUAGUUAAAGUUUGCGAUGCGUUUGAUUAUAAUAUUAUACAAAAAGAAUAUAAUGUGAAUGCCUUGAGAGACGCAAUGAUUACGCGAAGCACGGCUGAGAAACGGAGAGCGAGUAUUAAAGCGUUGGCUGUAUCGAGAAGAGAGUUGUGCGUGAAAUAAAGUGUAAGAGAUGUUGAAACUAUAAAAAA
Molecule: messenger RNA, 7605 nt
Organism: Nasonia vitripennis (jewel wasp)
Lineage: Eukaryota; Metazoa; Arthropoda; Insecta; Hymenoptera; Pteromalidae
Gene: Oatp30B
Product: solute carrier organic anion transporter family member 3A1
Exons: 15
Coding region: 574-3537 (987 amino acids)
Biological process (GO): sodium-independent organic anion transport; transmembrane transport
Cellular component (GO): membrane
Molecular function (GO): protein binding
Source: RefSeq, a predicted model, not a curated record